This is a messenger RNA of Triticum turgidum subsp. durum (durum wheat), 2802 nucleotides long. NCBI's taxonomy places the organism in Eukaryota, Viridiplantae, Streptophyta, Magnoliopsida, Poales, Poaceae. The record is from the annotation of a GenBank genome assembly.
AUGGAGCAACCAACGGCGGCAAGUUCAUGGCUGCUGCUCCUGUGCCUCGCCGCCGUUGCCACCGGUGGCGUACCCCAAGCUCGAGCACAGCUUGAGAGCAAAGGAUUCAUAAGUAUAGACUGCGGGCUGCCGGGCACGGCGGGCUACAUGGACGCCGGAACAAAGCUGCCAUACGUCUCGGACGCCGGCUUCACCAACGACGCCGCCGGCGCCAACCACAACAUCUCGGCCAAGUUCAUCCUGCCGCAGCUCUCUCGGCGCUACCACAAUGUGCGCAGCUUCCCCGACGGCGCACGCAACUGCUACACCCUCCGAUCCUUGGUGUCCGGUCGCAAGUACCUCGUCCGCGCGGCGUUCUUCUAUGGCGACUACGACGGCCUUGCCAGGUCGCCUAUCUUCGACCUCCAUCUCGGCGUCAACUACUGGCAGACCGUCAACGUCUCGACGCUCGAGGUGACGGCGGAGGCAAUCGUGGUCGUGCCGGACGACUUCGUGCAGGUAUGCCUGGUGAACACCGGUGCCGGCACGCCGUUCGUCUCCGCGCUGGAGCUGAGGCCGCUGAAGAUGAAGUUCUACCCGCAGGCGAACUUGACGCAGGGUCUCCUCGUAGAACACAGGCUGAACGCGGGCGAGACCAACAUCAUCAGGUACCCCGUAGACCCGUACGACCGAGUAUGGAUCCCUUGGGCCGACCCGAAAGAGUGGACAGAGAUAUCAACGACAAGGCAGGUGCAGAGCGACGACGACGACUACGAGGUGCCGUCGGCGGUGAUGCAGACUGCAGUCACGCCGCUGAACGCCUCCAAGAAGAACCUCGAUAUCUCCUGGGACCCCGUGCCUCAGCCUCGCAACCCAUCGCCGGGGUACUUCAUCGUCAUGCACGUCUCGGAGCUGCAGAUCCUCCCCAGCAGCGCCGUGCGCCAGUUCUACGUCAGCAUCAACGGCGUGAAGUUAAACAUGACCGCUGCUAAGCUGUACUACCACGGCACCGGUGUCCUCUCCAAUGUAAAGCCCUUCCGAUACGACAAAUUCAAUAUCUCUUUGCUCGCCACCACUAACUCGACGCUGCCACCGAUCAUCAACGCCAUCGAGCUGUUCUCCGUCAUGUCCACCUCCAUCCUCGGCACGGACUCCCAGGACGUGUCGGCCACCAUGGCGAUCAAGGACAAGUAUCAUGUGCAGAAGAACUGGAUGGGUGACCCAUGCAUUCCCAAGACUAUAGCAUGGGAAAGGUUGAUGUGCAGUUACACAAUUGCCAAAACUCCAAGGAUCGUAAGCGUAAACCUGUCUUUCAGUGGUCUGAAUGGUGAUAUAUCGUCUUCUUUCACGAAUCUCAAGGCUCUCCAAUACUUGGAUCUGUCAAACAACAACUUGACGGGCACAAUUCCAGAUGCCCUUUCGCAGUUACCCUUGUUGAAGUUUUUAGAUUUGUCGGGCAAUCAACUCAGUGGAUCAAUUCCCUCUGGAUUUCUCAAACGAAUUCAAGAUGGCUCCCUAAAUCUGAGAUAUGGCAACAACUCGAACCUCUGCACCAACAAUAACUCAUGUCAGCCUGCUAAGAUAAAGAGCAAGCGAGCCAUCAACUUUGUUGUCCCUAUAGCUGUCACCAUGGUGAUAGUAGUAGUGGCGCUAACACUCUUUUCCUUGCUGAGAUGGAAAAAACGAGGAUCAAUGAAAAACUCCGUUAAACCACAAAAUGAAACAACAAAUGAUGGGGACACUUCACUUGGACUUGAGACUCGUCAAUUCACAUACAUAGAGAUUGAGAGGAUAACAAACAACCUUCGCCAUGUAUUGGGCAAGGGGGGGUUCGGUUAUGUCUAUGACGGCUUCUUGGAGGAUGGCACUCAAGUGGCUGUAAAGAUACGAUCUCAAUCUUCCAAUCAAGGUGACAAGGAAUUCCUAGCCGAGGUUCAGAUUUUAACACGGAUUCAUCACAAGAAUCUUGUCUCCUUGAUUGGUUUCUGCAAGGAUGGUGAGCACAUGGCACUUGUCUACGAGUUCAUGUCGAGGGGAACUUUGCAAGAGCACAUUGUAGGAGGAGACAACAAUGCAAUUUGUUUAAGCUGGCAACAAAGACUCAAAAUUGCAGUUGAAUCUGCACAAGGGCUGGAAUACCUGCACAAGGGGUGCAACCCACCCUUGAUUCAUAGGGAUGUGAAGGCCACAAAUAUCCUACUGAACACAAGGUUCGGGGCCAAGAUUGCUGAUUUCGGAUUGUCCAAGGCUUUCAACCACGACAAUGAAACCCAGAUGUCCACGAAUGUUAUCGUCGGUACACGAGGAUACAUGGAUCCAGAGUACCAAACAAUAGGACGGCCAACAACGAAGAGUGAUGUGUACAGCUUCGGUGUCGUGCUGCUGGUGCUUGUCACGGGGAAGCCACCAACCCUGCACAACCCGCAGAGCAUCGGCAUCAUCGAGUGGGUGCAACAAAGGCUAGCAAAGGGCAACAUCGAAGGCGUGGUGGAUGUGCGCAUGCACGGUGACCACGAUGUCAAUAGUAUGUGGAAAGCCGCUGACAUUGCGCUCAAGUGCACUGCACAGGCUUCAUCACGGCGUCCCAACAUGACUGAUGUUGUGUUGCAGCUACAGGAGUGCCUCAAACUAGAGGAGGACCACGCCGGUGGCGAUGCCAACACCAGCUUCUACACUGGCAUAUAUAGCAAUGACCAGAACUUGAGAUAUGAUGCUUAUCCUACUAACCAGUCCACGAAUGUGAGCCAGAGCAGCACCGGAUUUGAGAUUGAGCAUAAUUUUGGGAGGGUGCCAACAAUGGACAAUGGUCCUUCUGCUCGAUAA